AUUCUGGGCGCACGCCGAUGACGUGAGAGAGAGGCGCCGGCAGGAGCAGGAGCGGCGGCGCCGGAAGAAGGAUGGGGGCAGCCCGGGAGGUUGAGCCGCAGCAGCCGCCGCCGGAGGGAGGAGGGGAGGCGGUCGAGCGGACGGACGGCGGGAGCGCCCCGGGAGCAGCGAGCCCCCCCUGGAACAUCAUGAUCAAACACCGGCUGGUGCAGCGGCGAGGGCGGCGCUCCCAGGUGAUGAGCAGUUUCACAGACCCCGUGGUUUCCAUGGACCUCCUGCGAGCUGUUCUGCAGCCCACAAUCAACGAGGAGAUCCAGGCCGUCUUUGGUAAAUACAUGAAGUUCUUCCAGAAGGCUGCAGGAAACGUGCGAGAAAACGUGGGAGAGGAUGUGGACACGGAGCAGCUUAUUCAAGAAACGUGUCGGAGCUGCCUGGAACAGGCCAAGCUCCUCUUCUGCGACGGCAAGAAGUCAGUGGCACGGCUGCCCCAUGACCUGCCAGCCUUGAAGCGGAGCCGCCCCGUGGAAGAAGAUCUCACGCAGCAAGGAAGCCCGAUCCCCAAGAAGCGGAAGGGGCGGCCUCCCGGGCAGAGCCAGUUGAGCGACCGAGGGGCUUCAGGAACAGGCAUGUGGAAGACCAAGUCCUGCGAGCCCCUGCAGAGGGACGGGCCAAAGUGGGAUCCCUCGCGGAUUGUGGAGGGCACCGCCUUUGUGCUCGGCUCCAGAGCAAACAAAGCCCUCGGGAUGGGAGGAACCAGAGGCAGGCUGUACAUCAAACACCCGCACCUGUUUAAGUACGCAGCUGACCCUGGGACAAGCACUGGCUGGCGAGCAGCAGCACAUACGAGGCCACAGGGAGGCAAGAUGGCUUAUCUGCUGCUAGAGGAGGAUAUUCAGGACCUGGUCGCCAGUGACGAGUACAGGGGGUCUGUUGACUUGAAAAUGGAAGAGCUGAAGCCCUUCGUCCCACCUCCAUGGAUGACGGUCAAGAUGCGGAAGUUCAUGGAGCUCCUCCGUAGCGAAGGGGACCAGCCACCCCCGCCGGCAGAGGGGCCUCCUGACCCCUAGCCAGUAGCUGCUCUGGAUCACUGGGCAGUGGGGGGAGGAAUGCAGGGCUCAGCUGAGCGGUCGACUGUUGUUGUAAGAAUCAGGCUUUGAAUAAACACCUUGACUUGAA
Molecule: messenger RNA, 1176 nt
Organism: Sphaerodactylus townsendi
Lineage: Eukaryota; Metazoa; Chordata; Lepidosauria; Squamata; Sphaerodactylidae
Gene: DNTTIP1
Product: deoxynucleotidyltransferase terminal interacting protein 1
Exons: 13
Coding region: 72-1067 (331 amino acids)
Cellular component (GO): nucleus
Molecular function (GO): nucleosome binding; DNA binding
Source: RefSeq, a predicted model, not a curated record